AUGACUGAUGUCAACGAGAACGUUCUUCUCGAAUACAAUGACGCUCUUGUGGCUCGCGUGACGGGCGGCAACGCCUACGACGCGGACAGGCAGAGGCUCCUGCGGGAGUCUUUCGACGACGAUGAGUUGAUGCUGCCUGUGGACAAUGAGGAGAGAGCUGUUUCGGCAGAACUCGCUGAAGAAACGGCGCCAAUACUUGGAAAGGCCCUUGGUGGUCGGCUUCAUACAGGAUUGGCAAUUGAAGGGGCGAGCGGCCGACUGGUGGAAACGGCUGUCGUCGAUGUUCAGCGGGCCGGAGAGAGUCAAGGAAGGGCUGUCACCAGUGGUCAACACGUCGAAGAAAAUCAGCCGAAGAUGAACUUAUUUGCUCGGAUGAAAAGUCUCUGGGCGAAGUUGAAGGAGUGGCUCACUAAACCUUCCCAAGAGUUCGUAAAAUGGAUCAAGUCGCUCAAGGCCAAAGACAAACCGGUCGGUGAGCGCAACACUGCAGACGUGGACAAUGUCAAGAAGUCCAAGGCCGCGAAUGCCGACACCAUUGCCGCCAGGAAUGGUGGAGCUGGCCACAAUUUUGAUUUCAAUGGAGCGGCGAACGCAGGCGGUCUCUCUACUGGAGAAAAGCUAAAGCCACUAGUGGGAGGCGCUGCUAGAGCCGCAGCUGGUGGUGCAGGUAAGCUUACCACCCUUGAUCGAUUAUUCGUCAUCCGUAAAACUGGUGCUAAAAUCUUCAAUGAAGCCAAUGGAGCGGGGGUCGGUUUCCUUGAUUGGAAUAGUAAGGAGCGUCAAGAGCUUCGAGCCGGUACCAAACAAGCCCGCAUGGAUCUUAAUGAACUCGUAAACACGUAUGGCAAGAAAUCCAGAGUAGCGGGCGGUGGUACCACCAAUUCGGCAUGGGAUCAGUUUGUUACGUGGCGCGUGAGAUUUGUCAGAAACAUCAACGACAGAGUGGUGGGCGCUUUCAAGAAUUCGGCAGAGAACGAAGAGGUCACUGCUGUCAAGACUAAGAUCAAGGAGUUUGUUGACCCUAUUGAACGUCUAACGUCUGACACUUUCAGGACAUUCUUAGGGAUGGAUGAUCCCGCGGCCGCAGCUGCUGCUACGAUGAAGGUGACCGAUAAAUCUCAUUCCUAA
Molecule: messenger RNA, 1128 nt
Organism: Hyaloperonospora brassicae
Lineage: Eukaryota; Oomycota; Peronosporomycetes; Peronosporales; Peronosporaceae
Source: the annotation of a GenBank genome assembly